Messenger RNA from Pararge aegeria (speckled wood butterfly), 2571 nucleotides. RefSeq names its product TBC1 domain family member 16 (gene TBC1D16). The transcript has 7 exons. Gene Ontology annotation, molecular function: GTPase activator activity. The coding region runs from base 128 to 2335 and encodes 735 amino acids. Gene Ontology annotation, cellular component: early endosome. NCBI's taxonomy places the organism in Eukaryota, Metazoa, Arthropoda, Insecta, Lepidoptera, Nymphalidae. Gene Ontology annotation, biological process: activation of GTPase activity. The record is from RefSeq and is a predicted model, not a curated record.
CUGCGUUAUCAGCGUUUCACUCAGUGUGGGUGUUUACAUGCGCGCCGCGUAGUACUCCCAACGCGUUUAAAAGGGUUUGACGCGACCGUGAUAACAUUAAAGCGCAAUAACAGAGAUGUGAACCAUUAUGCCGCUACCCGAGCUUAUAAAACGUGCUUCGAGCUACUUCCUCGGCCUUGAAUUCGAUGACAAUGAGGAACCGCCGGAUUACGUGGACAAUGAAAUAUUGUUCUGUAAGAAUAACGUAUGCGUCCAUCCGCCGACGAUCGCAAGACACGAGUUGGACAUCGUACACCAUCCGGGGUACUUGACGGUAACAACGAAAGUGUUUACAGACCAACACAACAACGCUAAACGACCAACGCUGUUCCUAAACUGGAUACCGAACUCCACAUUAAAAAAGUGUCCCUCUGCGGUUGAGACCAGCCCCAGCGAUGAGCUCGUCUGUGGCAUAAAACCUACGAACCCACAGGAUAUACCACGACAAAAAUCUUUUCCGGAGAAGACGCGGAAAUACGGAAACAACGAAAACGCAUUUUCUGACUCCUCCGACACAACCAGUAUUAAUUCUAAUUCAGAUAAACAGAGUAUUAAAUCUAGUGAUACGCGAUACACUCAAAACGACACAACACAGGAAUUGUCAUCGAGUUCUAAACCAACAAUAAAGUCAGCGGAUUCCAGUAAAGACGAUGUAUUCGUGUCGUUGGACAAAGAUGAUUCCAAGGAACCAGUAUACGAAUAUGACCGGCAUGUUCGGUCACAAUCAAUGACGUCUGUUAACAUAACAAUCUCUAACCCAAAUGUUGAGAACGUAGAUUUGACGCCUGACUCUGUUUCUGGGAGCUGUAUGAGGUCACUUUCGUUGAGUUCAUGCGACGAGGGUAACCCAAAUUGGAUGAGCACGCCCGAAUUCUUAGCAUUAAAACACAAUCUGGUGUUUCCAGACAGCGUCCACAGUUCGCCUGUGCCUCAAAGACGGCAGCCUUUAAAAUGUCGAAGGUUCUCCGUGGAUCUAAGUCAGAUGCGUUCACUACGGCUAUUCUUCAACGAUGACAACUGCACGUGUGGCCAGCUGGUGGUCGCGUCGAGGGAGUCCCAGUACAAAAUACUGCAUUUCCACCACGGAGGACUGGAUCAUCUAGCUCAAGUGCUUCACAGAUGGCAUACCCUACUGCACAAUAUUAAACUCACUCCAGGCUUUUCAGGUUCAGAUGAGCCUAAUCUACCUUAUCGCCACUUCAUGGUGUGCCGACCUGAGGUACAAAAGUCGGAGCAACAUCCAGAAGAAGGGAAGCCACCAAAAAUUACCCCCGAACUUUUCUACGGCAAAAUGAUGAACGCGAAAGGCAUUAUUGAAGAUGAUUUAUUCCUAAGGAAAUGCGUCUUUUUCGGAGGUCUCGAUAAAGAGUUGAGGAGGGAGGUUUGGCCGUUUUUACUACAUUGCUAUCCAUACAAUUCCACGUAUGACGAAAGAGAGAUCAUACUUAAGAUAAGAACAAGAGAGUAUGAUGAAGUGAAGAGGAGACGGUUAGAGAAGAUGACUCCAGAACAGCACGCGUUAUUCUGGAAGAAUGUUCAGAGUGUUAUCGAGAAAGAUGUAGUUAGAACUGAUAGAGGCAACCCGUUCUUUGCCGGCGACAACAAUUAUAAUGUUGAGAUCAUGAAGAAUAUUUUAUUGAAUUAUGCAGUCUACAAUCCAGCAUUAGGGUAUACGCAAGGCAUGAGUGACCUCCUCGCUCCAGUUCUCUGCGAAAUUAAAUGUGAAGCGGAGGCUUUUUGGUGCUUCGUUGGUCUCAUGCAAAGAGCGAUCUUUGUAUGCACGCCUACAGACAACGACAUGGAUAAUAACUUGAGUUACUUGCGUGAACUGAUAAGAAUAAUGCUGCCACAUUUCUACAAGCAUUUGGAGAAACAUGUAGACGCUAUGGAACUUCUCUUCUGCCAUAGAUGGAUACUAUUGUGUUUCAAACGCGAGUUCACCGAAGCGGUGGCUCUACGUAUGUGGGAGGCAUGCUGGGCUAACUACCAGACCGACUACUUCCAUUUGUUCCUCUGCCUCGCGAUCAUUGCCGUGUAUGCUGAUGACGUCAUUGCACAGGAUCUCAACACUGACGAAAUGUUGCUGCACUUCAGUUCGUUAGCGAUGUAUAUGGACGGACGGCUCAUCCUUCGCAAAGCCCGUGGUCUAAUCUAUCAGUUCAGACAGUUGGUCCGUAUUCCUUGUACAUUGGUUGGGAUGUGCCAAAGAUGCGGUCCCGGUAUAUGGGACUCCACCCACCGGCCGAGCGUGGAAUGUACGGGCUCACAUGACUUCUGCCAAUAUGCUGUACAGUAAAUAUGACGGAAUACAUAUCGACGAAUACGGUUUAUUGAAUCUUGCUACCAGAAGGUUUGCUUUUAAAAUGCCUAUUCUUCAGCCUUUGUUACGAAAUCUAUUAUAUGUGAUUUGAUUUUAAACCUAAGUUUCCUAAAUUACUGGUCUGAUUUAAAUAUGUCUUUGUUCAAAAUACGAUUAAUUUUAAUCAUUAGAACUCCUAGUCAUUUUAUUUGUAUAUUUUAAUUCGAUCUCAA